AUGAUUAUUAACUCAUGUUUUGCACAAUCGGAUUCCAGUUUGAUUGACCAAUUUUCUAACUGGGAAGUGGAUAUUGUGAACGACCUGAAGGAUUCUACUUUGGUAGUUCAUUGCAAGUCGAAAGACGACGAUUUAGGCGAGCAUGUGAUCAAGGCUGGAGACAAAUAUUUUUGGAAGUUCCAUGAAAACGUGUUGCAAACAACACUAUAUUGGUGCAAUUUUAGCAGCAAACGUGGGCAGGCUUCUGGUCAAGUGUUUUGGCCAGAGAAAAGCCACUGGCUUAGUGAUCGAUGUAAUCGUAAUACCUGCAUUUGGGUUGCAAAAGACGAUGGCAUUUCUAUACGUCUUGGUGCUUUCGGUUUAUAUGAAUUAGUGUACCCUUGGAAAUGA
This is a messenger RNA of Cucurbita moschata (crookneck pumpkin), 390 nucleotides long. Its product is annotated as S-protein homolog 74-like. Bases 1 to 390 code for a protein of 129 amino acids. The transcript has a single exon. NCBI's taxonomy places the organism in Eukaryota, Viridiplantae, Streptophyta, Magnoliopsida, Cucurbitales, Cucurbitaceae. The record is from RefSeq and is a predicted model, not a curated record.